GCUGACUGGGUUCUCCAUGCCGCAAAUAAAGUGGUCGAAUCUUUAGGUUUUUGUGAUUUUGGAACAAUACACCAUUUGCGAGAAAACUUACAGGCUUUGGAUCAGAAUGAUUCCCAGAUGGAAGCUAUGAAAAAUGAAGACUUGUACGAGUGUCCUCUUUGUGCUAAAACAUACUACAAAUCUGGUUGGUUCAAGAAACAUUUAGAAAAAAACAUUGCUGGAAGUUUUGUAGUGUUAAAAAUAUGGAUGCAGAUUCAAAUCCUGUUCAUUGCUUUCUUUUAAUGUCUUUAUUGUUAAGAGAUACAUGCAAUGCUUAUCAAAUGGGUGAUGGUGAAAGAAUUGUACGCAAUGCUUAUAUGGAAUGGCUGUAUGCUUCUGCAGUCAAUGCUUAUAUGGAAUGGCUGUAUGCUUCUGCAGUAAAACACUCAAAAUAUAAAAUUUGGCUUUGGCGAAUGAUUACAUACAUAAUUGCCAUACUAGAUACCAAAGAAAGCUUUGAGUAUAAAUGGAACAUGACUGUUAACUUGAAAGGUGGAAUUAAAAACAAUAUUCCAAAUGAUAAUUGUGUAGAGAUACAGGUACACAAUAUUAAAUCUCAGUUAAACACACAAGGUGCAAACAAAUCCUUUCAAUCUGCAAGGCUAAUUUGUAUGACAACACAAGUAGUAGAUGGAAUAAAAGAUCAGUUAAUGAAAAGUACUAAAACUGUAAAAUCAAGGAGCACGAGACCAACAGUUGACAAAACAGGUGAUAUUGUUAGAAUUGUGAAAGUAUUGCGACAAAAAGGACAGGUGAAAGAUUUAAAAUGGGAAAGUUUUUCAAAUUUUAAGGAGCCAUUGUAUUCUAUUAAUAGUGAAGACUUGCACAACUGGAUUAAAGCUCAAAAGAAUGUUGCAAGUUUUCUUAUGUAAUUACAAUAUAUAGAUACAUCUAUGAGCAUAAUGAAUUAUGCUUUACCUCAUAUUAUAGCCUUUUUGGUCUCAUUUUUUAUGAAUUGACCAAGUAUUUACACUUAUCAUAUGCAUUUUAGAGUGUCGGUAGCCAAAUAGUAUGACUGAUUCCUUAUAUAUCCUAAAUUAACCCUUGUUUUGACAUGCAUACUUUGGAUCUACCUCAGAUUAUGUAUAUUAUAUUAUUAAAAUUUGUACAACCUAA
Molecule: messenger RNA, 1155 nt
Organism: Magallana angulata
Lineage: Eukaryota; Metazoa; Mollusca; Bivalvia; Ostreida; Ostreidae
Exons: 1
Coding region: 243-911 (222 amino acids)
Source: RefSeq, a predicted model, not a curated record